Meriones unguiculatus (Mongolian gerbil) is the source of this 2557-nucleotide messenger RNA. It is a transcript of the gene Pdia4, whose product is annotated as protein disulfide isomerase family A member 4. Gene Ontology annotation, molecular function: protein disulfide isomerase activity. The transcript is spliced from 10 exons. Lineage: Eukaryota; Metazoa; Chordata; Mammalia; Rodentia; Muridae. The record is from RefSeq and is a predicted model, not a curated record. Gene Ontology annotation, biological process: protein folding; response to endoplasmic reticulum stress. Bases 233 to 2161 code for a protein of 642 amino acids. Gene Ontology annotation, cellular component: cell surface; endoplasmic reticulum lumen; endoplasmic reticulum.
GGCUCCGGCAGCGGGGCGGGGCCGGCGUGGGCGGGGCGGGGCCGGCGUGGGCGGGGCGUCGCCGCUCUCGCCCCGACUCGCGCGGGGAUUGGCCGGCCCGCGGCUUCCUUGGCGCUGCCCAAUCACCGGGCAGGACUUCCUGGAGGUUUUUUUGCUGCUCUCGGCGUCGUUCGGGAGGUCGGCGAGGGCUUCGCGGUGGCCGGUGACUGCAGGCCUCGCUCCGCACCCCACCAUGAGGCUCCGCAAAGCUUGGCUGUUGGUCCUGCUCCUGGCGCUGACACAGCUGCUGGCCGCGGCGAGCGCCGGAGACGCUGCGGAAGAUACAGAAAAUGCCAUUGAGGAUGAAGAGGAGGAGGAGGAAGAAGAAGAUGAAGAAGAGGAAGAUGACUUGGAAGUUAAGGAAGAAAAUGGUGUUUUGGUCUUAAAUGAUGCAAAUUUCGAUAACUUUGUGGCUGACAAAGAUACAGUGCUCCUUGAGUUCUAUGCACCAUGGUGUGGACAUUGUAAGCAGUUUGCUCCAGAAUAUGAGAAAAUAGCCAGUGCUUUGAAGGAUAAUGAUCCUCCUAUUCCUGUCGCUAAGAUUGAUGCAACCUCAGCAUCCAUGUUGGCCAGCAGAUUUGAUGUGAGCGGCUAUCCCACCAUCAAGAUCCUGAAGAAGGGACAGGCUGUUGACUAUGAUGGCUCCAGGACCCAGGAAGAAAUUGUUGCCAAAGUCAGAGAAGUUUCCCAGCCCGACUGGACACCGCCACCUGAAGUCACUCUUACCUUGACUAAAGAUAACUUUGACGAUGUUGUGAAUGAUGCAGACAUCAUCUUGGUGGAGUUCUAUGCCCCAUGGUGUGGACACUGCAAGAAACUUGCCCCUGAAUAUGAGAAGGCUGCCAAAGAGCUCAGCAAGCGCUCUCCCCCAAUUCCCUUAGCCAAAGUUGAUGCCACCGAACAGACAGACCUGGCCAAGAGGUUUGGCGUCUCUGGCUACCCCACUUUGAAAAUUUUCCGCAAAGGAAGACCUUUUGACUACAAUGGCCCACGAGAGAAAUAUGGAAUUGUUGACUACAUGAUUGAGCAAUCUGGGCCUCCCUCAAAGGAGAUUCUGACCCUGAAGCAGGUCCAAGAGUUCCUGAAGGAUGGAGAUGAUGUAGUCAUCAUUGGCGUCUUUCAGGGAGACAGUGACUCGGCCUACUUGCAGUAUCAGGAGGCUGCUAACAACCUGAGAGAAGAUUACAAGUUUCACCACACUUUCAGCACUGAAAUAGCUAAGUUCCUGAAAGUCUCCCUGGGGAAGCUGGUGCUGAUGCAGCCUGAGAAGUUCCAGUCCAAGUACGAGCCCAGGAGCCACGUGAUGGAUGUCCAGAGUUCCACAGAGGCGUCAGCCAUUAAGGACUAUGUGGUGAAACAUGCCUUGCCUCUGGUUGGCCAUCGAAAGACGUCUAACGAUGCCAAGCGGUACACCAAGCGCCCCCUGGUGGUUGUGUACUACAGUGUGGACUUCAGCUUCGAUUAUAGAGCUGCCACUCAGUUUUGGCGUAACAAAGUCCUGGAGGUGGCCAAGGACUUCCCUGAGUACACCUUUGCCAUUGCUGACGAGGAAGACUACGCUACGGAGGUGAAGGACCUGGGGCUCAGUGAGAGUGGAGAGGAUGUCAAUGCAGCUAUCCUAGAUGAGGGCGGCAAGAAGUUUGCCAUGGAGCCGGAGGAGUUUGACGCAGACGCUCUCCGGGAGUUUGUCACCGCUUUUAAAAAAGGAAAACUAAAGCCAGUCAUCAAAUCACAGCCAGUGCCCAAGAACAACAAGGGACCAGUCAAGGUGGUGGUGGGAAAGACCUUUGAUGCCAUAGUGAUGGACCCCAAAAAGGACGUCCUCAUUGAAUUCUAUGCACCUUGGUGUGGGCACUGCAAGCAGCUGGAGCCUAUCUACACUAACCUAGGCAAGAAGUAUAAGGGCCAGAAGGACUUGGUUAUCGCCAAGAUGGAUGCUACUGCCAAUGACAUCACCAACGACCAAUAUAAGGUGGAGGGCUUCCCCACCAUCUAUUUUGCCCCCAGUGGGGACAAAAAGAACCCAAUUAAAUUUGAGGGUGGAGACAGAGAUCUGGAGCAUUUGAGCAAGUUUAUAGAUGAGCAUGCCACAAAGAAGAGCAGGACCAAGGAAGAGCUUUAAAGACCUGGUGAUCUGCAGAAGAAGGGCUGCCAGACACUGAGGUGAACAGCGCUGGCCCCAAGCAAGUGAACCAUCAAUGAAAUGGCAGUAUCUUGACUUUUUUUUAAUACUUUGUUAUGCCACCUCAUGCUCUGCAUACUGAAUAACCAUGAAUGACUUGAUAGUUUAGACCAGAAUUUUAUGGAGGAUAUAUCUAUUUUUAUCAUUUUGGGUCUGGUUUUUUUGUUUUUGCUUUUUAACCUUUUACUUUAGUAUUUCUUCAAACAAAUAAGUUUUGGAUCAUCUGUGUGAGAAUUUUUUUUUUUUUUAAUUUAAAGUUUAAAAGUCUUUGCUAAAUCAUGUUGAGUUUGCCUUUUAUUUUCUUGUUCAAACAAGUAGUAGCUUAAAAAUAGGUAA